AUGGCAACCCUAAACUACGACAAAUCUGAGCUCAAGAUUCCCCCACCCACUGGAUGGCCAGGUAUCACAACAGAAUCUUGUGGAGGUACAAAGUCCGACUACGCUGUCGAGGUUUUGCGCCAUCUACCUUACUUCAACAGCAAAGGCAAAUCUCAUAUCCACUAUAAAUCUAAACUAUGGGACCUUACCACUUGGACCGCCGACGAUUUCGAGAAGCACAGAGAGAUCUACGAUUUCGUGGAAUUCUGGUCAUCGGAAAGUGAGCAAGAUCCUGGCGAUGUUAUCUGCAUUGCUGAAGGCUAUGAAAGCUACGGUCGCGGACUAUGGCUUCUUGUAAACGAUUGUGAAAUAAUCGAGGACAUGCUGAAGGCGGAUACACUAUCUUCUGUCCCAGUUGAAGAAUUCUUUGCAAAGCUCAAGGAUCAAUACGAAAGAUUACAGCUGAUUCCUGGAGAGGACAAGGUUGCAAUUGAGGCAGAGAAUGUUCCAGAGCGCCGUGAGAGGAUUUCAGAGGAGGAGGUGAAUAGCCAAUCCGUGGAAUGGCGAACAGACCUUGAUGUACAGUAUAUAAGGCAGGUUUACCGUGACUAUGGGUGGCCCCAUUCCUUUGAUUCCAAGGCUGCUUCCAAGGCAAUAAACGAUUGGCUGGAACCUGGAGGUCUAUAG
This is a messenger RNA of Fusarium graminearum PH-1, 666 nucleotides long. RefSeq lists its product as uncharacterized. The record is from RefSeq and is a predicted model, not a curated record. The transcript is spliced from 2 exons. NCBI's taxonomy places the organism in Eukaryota, Fungi, Ascomycota, Sordariomycetes, Hypocreales, Nectriaceae. Bases 1 to 666 code for a protein of 221 amino acids.